CCUCUGGCCACAAGAGGCCGCUCUCUCCUGCAUUGUGUUUGUCUGUAGAGCGACCUUCCUGCUUGCUCCUAGUAAUCAACGCCUAUUGGUCUCUGGAAAAAUGGCUUCCAAGUUCCUGAUUAGAGACAUACUCGUAUAUACCUUCUCAAUGCAUGUUCAUUUUCUUGCAAUGGAAACGGUGGUUGUACAACGUGAUUGCUGCAGGACGAGCGAAAAUAACACAGGCUAGAGCGGCCCCGUCCAGUUUAUUGGUCAGUUCCCCGUUCUUCGUCUGGCUCCAUAUGGGUGUGCAGUGUUGUCUCUGAGAGGAGCGUCCGGUCCUUACAUCUCUUGGAUAGAAGCAUAAGGAUGGAGAAAUCUUCAAGUCAAGAUGAACCCGAAACACCUGAAUUUUAUUGCCAUCUGUGCAGUGUUUCUUGUGCUUCAGCACUCAAUCUUCAAAGUCACUUUUUGGGUGUAAAACACAGAAAGGUGGAAGAGGCUAUAAGAAAACAUGUAGCAGACAAAGUCGUGGAGGAGGUGCUGCCAAUUGAUAAAAUGCCCAAUGUAACAUUACAAGAGCACAUAGAUGCAUGUAAAACUUCAGAACCUGCUGUAGGUCUUGAGUACAUAUAUCAGUAUCAAAGAUUUGGCUAUAAUACAUAUGAGUGCAAACUGUGUGACUGCCGGGCAGGACUCACCCACAUGUUCAUGCAUAUUGUUGGAGCUAAGCACAGAAUAACUUAUUUGGGUAAACAUCAUCCUUCACUGGGAAUUUGUGGUCCUUAUAUAAUGAGAGGUCCAAAAAAGCUUAAAAAAUUAAGGGAUGUCUGCCUUGAGGUUGAAAAGGAGUUUGGAAGACAAAAAAUACAAGUUAUGGAUGGAAUAGAUAGUCAGUGGACUUUCAAUACUGAUACCACUUGUGCUACAAGAAUAAAUUACAUUCCAGACACUGAACCAGGAAAGGUGGACUUUACCAGUGAUGACUUCUUUGGCACAGAAAACAAACCUGAAGCAACUGAAGACAAACCUGAAGCUACUGAAGAUAAACCAGUAGUUACUGAACAUGUUGUGACAUUUCUAGAAUUAAAGGCAGCAUAUGAAGAACGCCAGAAGAAAGCAUUAAGCAGUGGCAAUAUUGAACUUAGCUCAGAAGCAGAGGAAAAAGAUACAGAUAAGAAAGAAGAUUCAGAUGAGGAAAGUAAAAAUGAUACUCCUGAAAAAGAAGAGUGCAGUAAGGAACCUUGCAAGUCUGACCAAGGUUUUCAAAAUGGCAAACAACUAUUCAAUUAUUUGGAACAUUUUUCAAUUGUGGAUGAAGGAGACGCUAAAUUUGUCAACACUGUUGUGGAAAUGUUAACCAUGGCUUUACUGCGGCACCAUAAAGGCUGUGAAGAAAAAAAAUUGUCUAAAUCUGAUGCAACCAUCGAACAAGACAAAUGCAAGGAGCAGGUUCCAGCACCUUCAGACCAAGACCCACAAAGCCAAUCCAAAACUCAGCUUUAUCCUAUUCCUAAAGCUAGUGAUAGGAAAAAAUUGAUGUUUACUUUAUCAGAUAAGGCCCAAGAAUUUGAGGAAAAUUUUGCCGCGGAGCCUGAGUCCAAUGGUCCUACAACCACUUUUAACCCAACAGUUAAUGUGUUCAGUAAAGACAGAAAAAGAGAAGACACUCCAGUAACCCAAAACCAAAAGCCUGCUGCUUUCCAGUAUAAUAAUAAAAAUCCCAACCGUCAACCACAGCCUUCCUCUUCACUGGUGUCAGACUCUCCAGUAACCCAAAACCAAAAGCCUGCUGCUUUCCAGUAUAAUGAUAGAAAUCCCAACCGUCAACCACAGCCUUCCUCUUCACUGGUGUCAGUUCAAACCCCAGCCUAUCCGGCUCCCCAGGUGAACAUACAGGCUCCUUUUGCACAAACCAGAUUUUCCCCCCCUCAUGCUCCUUUUCCGUCAAGACCACCACUCUUCCCUAUAGCACAAGAUGACGCUGUGAAUAAAUUCUUUGACAGCAUCAAGACAAUGGACGUUGGUGAAGUAGCUUCAACAUUGAGCAGAAUAACUGCUACAAAUCCUGCUUUCAAAGGAAUUCAUGUUCCAAGCCUUAUACGCUAUUUAACGGAAACAGGGAAACUGAAAACACCACAGAUGAAUCAAUAAGAGGGAGCGGUGUUCCAUUUUCUUUCUGUUUAAACAAUAACUUGUAGUAUAUUAAUUCAUCGUAUUUCAUCUCAAGACUAUGAGAAUGAACCUGUUUUGUAAUGAUCUGUAAAUAUAUACAUAUUUAUAUAAAACUACAUUACUGAUGUAUUCUAAUUUUUUUUAGAAUUUAUUUUAAUGUUUUAUUUUUUUACUUGCAAAGGAUUCUUUGCAAAAAAAAAAUUGUAUCAUAGUAGUUUUCCUUUAUUUGGACAAUUAUUGCAAUUUUUUAGGCCCUGGUUUCAAUAAAACCGUUA
Messenger RNA from Hyla sarda, 2429 nucleotides. RefSeq lists its product as uncharacterized. Gene Ontology annotation, molecular function: single-stranded RNA binding; zinc ion binding; double-stranded RNA binding. The transcript is spliced from 21 exons. The record is from RefSeq and is a predicted model, not a curated record. Gene Ontology annotation, cellular component: precatalytic spliceosome. Bases 349 to 2133 code for a protein of 594 amino acids. NCBI's taxonomy places the organism in Eukaryota, Metazoa, Chordata, Amphibia, Anura, Hylidae.